This is a messenger RNA of Diospyros lotus (date-plum), 3474 nucleotides long. Its product is annotated as ATPase 10, plasma membrane-type. NCBI's taxonomy places the organism in Eukaryota, Viridiplantae, Streptophyta, Magnoliopsida, Ericales, Ebenaceae. The coding region runs from base 183 to 3161 and encodes 992 amino acids. The record is from RefSeq and is a predicted model, not a curated record. The transcript has 21 exons. Gene Ontology annotation, molecular function: P-type proton-exporting transporter activity; ATP binding; ATP hydrolysis activity. Gene Ontology annotation, biological process: regulation of intracellular pH; proton export across plasma membrane. Gene Ontology annotation, cellular component: plasma membrane.
AAUAUCUCCACCCUUUUCUCGCCACUGCCCCUGCUUCUUCUUCUUCACACUGCAAGUGAACCUCAGCCACUGUAAUCCACAUGAAACUGGUAGCAGAUCCUCACUUCCGGCACUGCUCUUUCUGCUUUUCUGCACAAAAGUAAAAAUCCCUACUCUGCUUGCUCAAGUUUUGAAGCUUGGAAAUGGCUGAAGAGCUGGACAAGCCACUUCUGGGUCCUGAGAAUUUCAAUAGAGAGGGUAUUGAUCUGGAACGUUUGCCAUUAGAAGAAGUUUUUGAACAACUGAAGACAUCACAAGCAGGACUUACCUCUGAAGAUGGAGAAGUUCGAUUGAAAAUAUUUGGACCAAACAAGCUUGAAGAGAAGCCAGAGAACAAAUUUUUGAAAUUUCUGAGUUUCAUGUGGAACCCCUUGUCAUGGGUUAUGGAAGCAGCAGCAGUGAUGGCAAUUGCCCUUGCUAAUGGUGGAGGCGAGGGUCCUGACUGGCAGGACUUCGUGGGAAUUGUUUGCCUUCUUCUAAUAAAUUCAACAAUCAGCUUCAUAGAGGAAAAUAAUGCUGGUAAUGCAGCAGCAGCCCUUAUGGCACGCUUAGCUCCAAAAACAAAGGUCCUUAGAGACGGUCGUUGGCAAGAGGAAGAUGCAGCUAUUCUAGUACCAGGAGAUAUUAUCAGCAUAAAACUUGGUGAUAUCAUCCCUGCAGAUGCCCGCCUACUUGAGGGAGAUCAACUAAAAAUUGACCAGUCAGCGCUUACUGGAGAAUCACUACCUGUCACCAAGAAGACAGGCGAUGAAGUCUAUUCUGGUUCAACAUGUAAGCAAGGAGAAAUUGAAGCGGUAGUUAUAGCAACCGGGGUUCACUCUUUCUUCGGAAAAGCUGCACAUCUAGUUGACUCCACUGAAGUUGUUGGUCAUUUCCAGAAGGUUCUUACUUCCAUUGGGAAUUUCUGCAUUUGUUCUAUAGCUGUGGGGAUGAUCCUAGAAAUCAUUGUCAUGUUCCCCAUACAGGACCGAUCAUAUAGAAAGGGAAUUGACAACCUUCUUGUUCUUCUGAUUGGUGGAAUACCCAUAGCCAUGCCAACAGUAUUAUCUGUUACACUCGCAAUCGGUUCUCAUCGGCUCUCUCAACAGGGGGCUAUUACAAAAAGGAUGACAGCAAUUGAAGAAAUGGCUGGAAUGGAUGUCCUCUGCAGUGAUAAAACUGGAACACUUACCCUGAAUCGCCUUACUGUUGAUAGAAGUCUUAUUGAGGUCUUUAGCAAAGAUAUGGACAAGGAGAUGAUUGUCCUGCUUGCUGCCAGAGCAUCAAGAGUGGAGAAUCAGGAUGCCAUUGAUACUGCCAUUGUUAACAUGCUUGCUGAUCCAAGGGAGGCACGCGCGAACAUCAGAGAAAUACAUUUCUUUCCUUUCAAUCCAGUGGACAAACGCACGGCAAUCACAUAUAUUGAUUCUGAUGGCAAUUGGUAUCGUGCCAGUAAAGGAGCUCCUGAACAGAUUCUGAAUCUUUGUGAAGAAAAAGAAGAAAUUGCUGAGAAAGUGCAUACCAUUAUUGACAAGUUUGCUGAACGGGGCUUGCGAUCUCUUGGGGUUGCUAUUCAGGAAGUUCCAGAAAAAAGAAAGGAGAGUCCUGGAGGUCCUUGGAAAUUUUGCGGGUUGUUGCCAUUGUUUGAUCCUCCAAGGCAUGAUAGUGCUGAGACCAUUCGUAGAGCACUUAACCUAGGGGUUUGUGUUAAGAUGAUUACAGGUGAUCAGUUGGCAAUUGCAAAGGAGACCGGUCGACGGCUUGGCAUGGGAACUAAUAUGUACCCCUCUUCGUCAUUGUUGGGGCGUCAAAGGGAUGAAAAUGAAGUUCUUCCUGUGGAUGAGCUCAUUGAGAAGGCAGAUGGUUUUGCCGGUGUAUUUCCUGAACAUAAGUACGAGAUUGUGAAGAUACUACAAGAAAAGAAACAUCUUGUUGGAAUGACUGGAGACGGUGUGAAUGAUGCACCUGCUUUAAAGAAAGCAGAUAUUGGAAUAGCAGUGGCAGAUGCAACCGAUGCAGCAAGGAGUGCUUCUGAUAUUGUCUUGACAGAGCCAGGCUUAAGUGUGAUAAUCAGUGCUGUUUUAACCAGCCGAGCUAUAUUCCAAAGGAUGAAGAAUUACACGAUAUAUGCUGUCUCCAUAACAAUUCGAAUUGUGAUUGGUUUCAUGCUCCUCGCAUUGAUAUGGGAAUUCGACUUUCCUCCUUUCAUGGUUCUGAUAAUAGCUAUACUGAAUGAUGGGACCAUCAUGACUAUAUCAACAGACCGGGUGAAACCAUCUCCAAGACCUGACAGUUGGAAGCUUAAUGAAAUAUUUGCUACCGGCAUUGUCAUUGGCACUUAUCUUGCUUUGGUUACUGUCUUGUUUUAUUGGGUAGCCGAAAACACUUCUUUCUUUGAGGUACCAGAAUUGCACACUUGUUUCUUUGUUGCUUUUGUUAAGAAUGGGAACAAAGAUAGAAAUGAAAAACUUGAUUUUUUUUUUUCUAUUCCUGUUAUAUUUGUUAAAUUUCUGAUCUGGCUGCAGAACCAUUUUAAAGUGAGGUCCCUAUCCGGUAGCACCGAAGAAAUUUCAUCUGCUGUAUAUCUGCAAGUCAGCAUUAUUAGUCAGGCUCUUAUAUUUGUUACCCGGAGUCAAAGUUGGUCAUUUCUGGAGAGGCCUGGGACUCUUUUGAUGUGUGCAUUUGUAGUGGCUCAAUUGGUUGCCACCCUGAUAACAGUCUAUGCACAUAUUAACUUUGCUUCGAUUAGGGGCAUUGGAUGGGGCUGGGCAGGUGUUAUAUGGCUAUACAGUUUGAUCUUCUACAUCCCACUAGAUAUCAUCAAGUUCACUGUUCGCUAUGCUUUGAGUGGAGAUGCCUGGAAUCUACUGUUUGAUAGGAAGACUGCUUUCACGUCUAAAAAAGAUUAUGGGAGGGAAGAUAGGGAGGCUAGGUGGGUGCUUUCUCAAAGAACUCUGCAAGGAUUGAUGUCUGGCGAGUUGGAGAUCAAUCCAAAGGGAUCUUCUCUGAUUGCUGAACAGGCCAGGCGCCGUGCUGAAAUAGCCAGGUUAGGGGAAUUGCACACUUUAAGGGGACAUGUAGAGUCAGUUUUGAGGCUAAAAAAUUUGGACCCCAGGUCAAUUCAAUCAGCUCAUACGAUCUAAAGCCCCCCCCCCCCCCCUCCCAGAAGGACUGGACUGUACAAUUUUCUAGCGAGACAAGCACUAUUACAGUUGAUAGCAUGGCAGAUUUGUGUACAAUUUGCAAGAACCUAAGAAGCCGCUGCUGAGAAUCACAUCGACCCGUGUAGUUAAGUUGCGGAUUUUUUCGACUUUCAAAAAUAAACCUUGCCUGUUCUGCAUUUUUUCAAUAAUUUUUUUUGACUUUCAGAGAUCUAAAAUGAGCCUCUUGCAAAUAAAUCUUGCCUGUAUUGCAUUCUUUUGAUAGAGAGCUGGACUAUUUUAGUUGUUUUUUCCC